AUGUGCCGGAGGAGCUGCUGGCCCGCUCUGGCUGCUGCGCGCCCUUCGAGGGCCAGGCGCCGCUGCGGCGGCUGGUCUCGCACGAGGCGCGGUUGGGGCCGCUGCUGGAGGCGCUGCUGGGCACCGCGUCGCCGUGCUGCGCCGGCGCCGACGAGCAGCUGCCCUCUGCCCGUCGACUGGGCCGCCGGCGGGGAUCAGGUGCGCUGGCAGGGGCUGCGCCUCGACGGCUCGCCGGGCGCUGGCGGCGCCGGCUACGCGCUGGCCGUCCUCGCCACGAUGGAGCCGGCGGCGGCGGCAGGCGCCGAGGGCCCCGCCGGCGCGCUGCGGCGCCACCGCGCCCGCGCCGCCGCCCUGGCCGAGGUCGGCCGGCUGGCGGAGGCGGCCGCGCCAGACUCGGCGGCCGCGGCGCUGGACGCGGCGCUGCGCGCGCGGGACGACCCCGCGCUGAGAGCGGAGCUGCGCGCGAUGCGCGAGGCCGCGCGGGCCGAGAAGGCGGAGGCGGGCCUGCGCGGCGCCAUCGCCGAGAUGAGGGCGGGGGGCUCCGACGCUCGCGCGGCGGCGCUGCGGACCGCGCACGAGGCGGCCGCCAGGGCGGGCCGCGCGCCGAAGCUGCGCGUGGAGGCCCAGCUGCUGCUGGACCAGUGGCACGAGCAGGAGCGCCGCAGCCAGAGGGAGGAGCGCCUCCUGGAGAGGCUCCACAGGCAGCUCUCCGAGGCAGCCGGGCUGACGGCGCCAGCGUCCAAGGCCUCCGCGGCGCCGAGUUCCUGCGGCGGCUCCCUCGGCGGCUCGCGGCCCCCGUCGCCCGGGCCGGCCGGCGCGGCGCGCGCGGCGCAGAAGCAG
Molecule: messenger RNA, 840 nt
Organism: Prorocentrum cordatum
Lineage: Eukaryota; Dinophyceae; Prorocentrales; Prorocentraceae
Source: the annotation of a GenBank genome assembly